AUGGCCUCGUUCAAAUCGGUGGCCGCGGCGGCCAGUCUGCUCGCCAUGCUCCCCACCGCCAUGGCAGGAUUCAACCCAGGCUCCAACAAGAAUAUUGCAGUUUACUGGGGUCAAAACUCGUACAACCAAGGUACCGGCCCUCUUGCUCAGCAGCGCCUUGGAACCUACUGCGCAAACACGGACAUUAGCAUUAUCCCCCUCGCGUUCAUGAAUGGCAUUUCUCCUCCGAUUACCAACUUUGCCAAUGCGGGUGAUAACUGCACUGCAUUCCCUGACAACGGCAACGUUCUGAGCUGCCCCCAGAUUGAAGAGGACAUCAAAACCUGCCAGAGCAAGUACGGCAAGACGAUUCUGCUCUCUCUCGGUGGAGCUACAUACUCCCAGGGCGGAUGGUCCAGCUCUGGCCCCGCCGAGUCCGCGGCCCAGAUGGUCUGGGACAUGUUCGGCCCCGUGCCGUCCGGCAAGACCAUCGACCGCCCCUUUGGCACCGCCGUGGUGGACGGCUUCGACUUUGACUUUGAGAGCAGCGCCAACAACCUCCCCGCGUUCGGCGCCAAGCUGCGCAGCCUCAUGGACGGCGCGGGCGGCAAGAAGUACUACCUGUCGGCGGCGCCGCAGUGCGUCUUCCCCGACGCGGCGGUGGGCGCGGUGCUCGACGCGGUGCCGUUUGACUUUGUCAACAUCCAGUUCUACAACAACUGGUGCGGCGUGUCCAACUUCCAGCCGGGCGCCAGCACGCAAAACGCCUACAACUUUGACGUCUGGGACAAGUGGGCCAAGGGCAGCAAGAACCCCGGCGUGAAGCUGCUGAUCGGCGUCCCGGCCGCGCAGGGCGCCGGCGGCGGCUACACCAACGGCGCCAAGCUCAAGGCCGCCAUCAACUACUCGCAGCAGUUCUCGAGCUUCGGCGGUGUCAUGAUGUGGGACAUGUCGCAGCUCUACUCUAACAGCGGCUUCCUGAGCGAGGUGCUCUCUGACAUUUCGGGCGGCCCGACGACGACGACGCCGCCUGUCACCACGACCACGAGCAGCCCUGGCACCACGCCCCCCACGAGCACCUCGUCGCCCCCUCCCUCUGGCGGCGGCCUCGACCAGUAUGCUCAGUGCGGCGGACAGGGCUACAACGGCCCGACUGUCUGCAAGGCGCCGUGGAAGUGCGUCAAGCAGAGCCAGUGGUGGUCCGCCUGCAACUAG
Molecule: messenger RNA, 1194 nt
Organism: Akanthomyces muscarius
Lineage: Eukaryota; Fungi; Ascomycota; Sordariomycetes; Hypocreales; Cordycipitaceae
Exons: 5
Coding region: 1-1194 (397 amino acids)
Biological process (GO): carbohydrate metabolic process
Cellular component (GO): extracellular region
Molecular function (GO): chitinase activity; cellulose binding
Source: RefSeq, a predicted model, not a curated record